Molecule: messenger RNA, 887 nt
Organism: Arabidopsis arenosa
Lineage: Eukaryota; Viridiplantae; Streptophyta; Magnoliopsida; Brassicales; Brassicaceae
Source: the annotation of a GenBank genome assembly
GGAGAGAGACAACAAAAAGUUGCAGCCCUAACUUGUGAAAGAAGAAUGAAUUUUAAACUUCGGCGUUAUUGGGCCUCCGCUCAUUAUUAUUUCAAGGCCCAAUAACUGAAUCUCCUCCUCUCGUCUUCUUCUCUCUCCCGCAAGAGAGAAAGAGAGAGAGAUCUCUCGCUGCUCUUCCUCCCACAGAUCGAAACCAUGAAUCCUGAGUACGACUAUCUUUUCAAGCUCCUGCUUAUCGGGGAUUCUGGCGUAGGCAAGUCUUGUCUUCUUUUGAGAUUUUCUGAUGAUUCUUAUGUAGAAAGUUACAUUAGCACUAUUGGAGUCGAUUUUAAAAUUAGGACUGUGGAGCAAGAUGGGAAAACGAUUAAGCUCCAAAUUUGGGACACUGCUGGUCAAGAACGGUUCAGGACUAUUACUAGCAGUUACUACCGUGGGGCACAUGGAAUUAUUAUUGUCUACGAUGUCACAGAUCAAGAAAGCUUCAAUAAUGUCAAGCAAUGGUUGAGUGAAAUUGAUCGUUAUGCUAGUGACAACGUGAACAAACUCCUGGUCGGAAACAAGUCUGAUCUUACUGAAAACAGAGCCGUUCCUUAUGAAACGGCCAAGGCUUUUGCCGAUGAAAUUGGGAUUCCUUUUAUGGAGACUAGUGCAAAAGAUGCUACAAACGUAGAACAGGCUUUCAUGGCAAUGUCUGCAUCCAUCAAAGAGAGAAUGGCAAGCCAACCAGCUGGGAAUAAUGCAAGACCGCCGACAGUGCAGAUCAGAGGACAGCCUAUGGCACAGAAGAACGGCUGCUGCUCAACUUGAUUGAAUUGACCAGCCUAGCAAUAUCCUUUCCAAUCUUAGAACAAGUGUUCCUUCUUUUGACUAGGCUCCAAUUCACUUGU